Molecule: messenger RNA, 885 nt
Organism: Dichomitus squalens LYAD-421 SS1
Lineage: Eukaryota; Fungi; Basidiomycota; Agaricomycetes; Polyporales; Polyporaceae
Product: NAD(P)-binding protein
Exons: 5
Coding region: 1-885 (294 amino acids)
Source: RefSeq, a predicted model, not a curated record
AUGGGUGUCUACCAGCAGAAGAUCUGGCUCAUCACCGGUACCUCGUCUGGCUUCGGAAAGCGUCUAGUAGCCUCAGUACUAGCACGAGGGGACCGCGUCAUUGCUACUGCACGCGACAUCCAGAAGCUCCGCGCAGUAUUUCCCUCGUCAAAUCCCAACCUACACCUAGCCGAGCUCGACAUAUCAGACAACACCAUGGUCAUCGCGCAGCGUAUCAAGGCCGCACUGGCCGUAUGGGGUCGCAUCGAUGUCAUCGUGAACAACGCGGGUUACGGUGUCAAGGCCAUCUUGGAAGAGGGAGGGGCCCUUGCCGCGCUUACCCAGUUCCAAACAAACCUCUUCGGCGUACUCAACGUUACGAACGCAGUCCUCCCACACAUGCGGGAACGCCGUUCCGGUACGGUUGUCAUCCUAGGUUCCCGCUCUGCAUGGCGCCCAGAGGCUUCGCCCGCAGGCCUCUAUGCUGCAUCGAAAGCUGCCGUACAAGCGAUCGGCGAAACCUACGCCACUGAGCUCCGGCCAUUCGGUGUCCGGGUGCUGAUUGUCGCUCCAGGCUCCUUCCGCACAGAAGGCGUGCACGCAUAUCCUGCGACGAUCAACACACGCAUCCCUGCAUACGAGGACGCACGGAAUACGGGCAUGGCCCGCUUCGCGGCCAUCGCGGGCAAAGAGCGAGGCGACCCCGCCAAGGCGAUGGAGCUCCUCGUCGAUGUCGUAAAGGGCGAGGGCCGCGCCAAGGGCCGUGAGUGGCCACUAUGGCUCGUGCUCGGGCGCGACGCGUACGCAGACAUCCGCGCAAAGACCGCGAAGCUCCUCAACACGAUGGACGCGUGGGAGGAUGUCGCGACAGACCUGGAGUUCGAUUGCGAGCCGAUGAACGCGUGA